Trichobilharzia szidati is the source of this 5427-nucleotide messenger RNA. Lineage: Eukaryota; Metazoa; Platyhelminthes; Trematoda; Strigeidida; Schistosomatidae. The record is from the annotation of a GenBank genome assembly.
AUCAUAUUUGUCCACGUCUAGGUCAGCUGUGAUCGGUUGUUGAAUCAGCCUGGAUUAAUUUCGACCAAUCAGCGUAGAUCAAUGUCUACCAAUUGGCUAGUAGCUUGCUCUCACCACAUAAUGACCUUCCAAUGUUCCCAAAGUGGAAGCUUUGAAUAGAUGGAAACAUAUCAUCUCAACACUGCCUUAAGUAUAGCCCGAAAAUCUCUCAACCCAUCGUGUUACUAAAAUGCUUUUUGAGGUAUUUUAAAACGAAUUAGUUAAAUUACUUGCUGUGCUAAAUUUGGGUCAAACGACUGUAAAGGACUCUGUCGUGGUCAUGAUCUGUACAUCUUGUUUGUUGAUUAGAUCGACAAACUGUCCUUCUUAAUUUAGUUUCUUUACAAGUAUUGUGCAUUUCUUUAGACAGAUGUUGAUGGACGAAUCAAUAACUUGACCAGUGUUCUAUGCAGUUGUUGCAAGUGAACAAUACGAACUAAACUACCAGUAAAAGCGCAAUUACGAUCAAAAGUACUACGAAAAUCGCAGAGAUUUCAAUAACCCAUCAAGUGUUUUAAGGUGGUUCACCAAUCGAAAAUCGGUUUAAAAAACAGGAUAUAUUAAGACUAGUAGACAUAUUUUGGCUCCUUGUCUACGUGACUGGUUAACCAGACCUUUUACCCUAACUUAAAUUAAGGGUCAAGUUAGUGGAGUUCUUACCAGCAUACAUCAAGUUAAAGUGCUAAGUCGCAAGAAGCAAAGCGUAGCCCUUUUGGUCACAAAUUGUGAUUUUUCAGGAACACAAAUUGACACAAAAUUCAGUCAAGAAUUAUCAGCCUAUUAAAUGACAACGUUAUCCUUAAACCCAUGGGCAAGUAUCCAAUGUCUUAUCAUUUCUAAUGUGUUUUUUUCAAUCUUCGAUUUAACAUGGUUACAAACUCCUAUGUAAUUUCUGUGAAAAUCCACCUGGGUUAGAUUAGUUUUAAAGCCUUUAUUUGGCAACAAAAUCUUUUUCUAAAUUAAAUGAAAGUCCUUAUCAGUGUUGUCUGCUUCAGUUCUGUACAUUUUUUCCUCAUUCAUUAACAACUUUCUAGAUUUUAUUAAGUCAAAGUCAUCGAAUUCGUGCAAUGCAAUUGUUAAGUGAGUUCCUUGACUUAGGACCGUGGGCUGUGGCUCAUUGCUUAACUGUCGGCAUAUUUCCCUACAUAGUUCGAUUAUUUCAUUCACCAGUGCCUGAAGUGAAGCCACACUUAGUGUUCAUCUGGGGUAAAAUCAUCGCUAGCGCACAGACGGAAUUCGGUCGCAAUGAUUCUGUCCGUGAUUUCGGCUAUAAAUAUUUUAUCACUUGUCUAAGUGAUACAGAGAAUCUUUCUCCUCUUACUCGAACGAUAACAGCUUUUGCAUUGGCUAAAAUGUUAGAAAAAGACCAAUCUGGAGAGCCUGAUGCGUUUUUUCAAGAUGUGUACUUGAAACAGAAUUUUUUACCAAUCGUACUUACUCAGUUGUUUGAUAAUACACCUAAGCAUCACCAAGAAAUGCAUAUACGCAUGCGAUUAUGGCUGAUUCUUGCAUUGGCUAAGUUAUGGUGUAAAAAUGAUGAAGCUCGUUGGUUUGGUAUUCGACAUAAUGUACCUGAAGUUCUACUUGCCUACUUAAAUGAUGUUUCCCCUGAGGUUCGAGCUGCUACAGUAUAUGCUCUUGGCACUCUUAUAGAGAAUCAGACAACAGACCCAUCAAAACAAGACCACGCUGAUCAGAUAAGUCAUGAAAUCGGUGGUCAGUUAGUGAAAAUUACCUCUCGUGAUGCAAGUCCGCUAGUUCGUUGUUUGUUAGUUGAAGCAUUUCGUGGGUUAGUGAAACAGUUUGAAGCACAAUUGUGUGCUAUUGGCAUUCAAUACAUACAAGAAAUUAAAGUGAGACAAUCGCAACUACAACAAAAUUGUGCAAAACUGUCAACUUUUCCAGCAUCUCCAUGUCCUAUCAAAAGACCUAUGCGUCAUAGUACGAUCAAUUUAAUCACACCUCCUGGAGGAGGAACAGUUAGCGUUGGAAUUAAUAACAGUCUACAAUUAUCUCAUCAAAUGGAGUCAACUGUAUUUUCACAAGCCAGUCAAUCCUUCAAGAGGUCUACAAGUCGAGAAAAUAAUCCAUUAGCUGUUAAAUCUCAAAGUUAUUAUAGAGGUCAUUUAAAUUUGCAACGUCCAUCGUCACCAAUUCUACAUAAAUUGUCUACCAGUCCUGGUUCAGUGUUUUUCACUGGUAGUGGAAAUACACCUAGUACAAAUAUUUAUGUUCAAUUUUGGUUGACAUUAGUUCAGUUGGCACAAGAUCCUUAUCCGGAAAUCUCUCGACUAGCUACAAUUUUAAUUCAGCAUUUAUAUGCUAAGAUACGUGAAAAGACUGAAUAUCAGGCUAACCAUAUUUCACCUAAUAUCAAAAAUGUGGUUGGCAAUAAUUCAUCGUCUACACCGGACAUUUCAUCACAGGUGCUUGGAUCUGAUUCACAUGUAGCGGCGGCCAUUAAUGUAUCCUCCUGUGCUCCAAUAAAUCCCCAUGUCCAAUCAAAAUCCAGUGGAGUGAAUCACGUACCUGUUAUGAAUGGCACAGCUGACCGGGUCGGUGCUAAAGAAUUAUCUUCAAAUUCUACAACAUAUUUGACAUCGUCGCUAAAGACAUCUACUGCAACUACAACAGGGGCGACACUUAUUCAUUCUGCUCAGUUUCCAGGUAGAAGACAUCAACAAACUGAUCAGCGUUUACGUGUGUCGGUUACAAAUCUGCCGAAUACAAUAUUGAAUAAAAAUCCUAUAAUGCCAUCGUCCCUUAAUUGUGACAAUAAUGAUAAUACAAGCGAUGAUAAUUCUAACACUUCCCCUUCUUCGAAUUUAUCAGACGUGCGUACACAGUUCUUUUCAUGGUCGUGUCGUUGGUUCACUCGCCCCCUGUUGUCCACUUAUGGUCAAUUGAGUGCUCAUCACGGAAGUGGUCAUGACAACUAUAUUAUUAAUAAAUUCAAAAAUAAUGAAAGUUUAACUAAUCAUUCAAUUUUGGACAAUGAAUUAGUCUCCUUGGGUACAGUCUCGGUUGAUCCAGAUGCUGUUGCUUAUACAGACCGUGUAAAUCGUCUACGAAGACAACGUAAACUUUCUCGUCUAGGACGUAUAAAAUGGGAACGUUUCGCCGGUGAAGUAUGCUGUCCUACUACACCAAUGGCAAAUAUGACUCGAAGUGUUUCAACUGAUCAUAAUACCAAUAACACUAGUAGCAGCCGUAUAAGUCUGCGUAGUAAUGAUAGCGGAGGUAGUAGUAGUACAAGCAAUUCAUCCACCAUUGUUACACUUCAUCCUAGUGCACUUUACAAUUGUACUGCUGCCACUACUACUUCUCCUAGUAAUAUUAGUAGUGGUUAUAGUAAUAUUGAAUUCGACGGUAUAUCAACAAAAAUAAAGUUUCAUCCAUAUCAACCAUAUUUGGUUGUUGUUAAUCCAAAAAAAGGUGUUGCAAUACAUUCAUCAAAGAACUUGGAUCGCUUACAUUGUAUCAAUCUAUCAGAUUCAUCGAAUCCUCUAUUUCCUGAAAUAUCGUCGCCGUUGUCAUCUGUAGACGGGUAUUCACGGGCAGGUUAUGUUACCGAUGUGGACUUUAUCAAUGCAGCUGAAGAGCAAAGUUUACUAUUAACAGCUACAAAUGAUGGUUAUAUUCGUGUAUGGCGUAAUUAUACACAUCAUCUUGGUCAAGAUCCAGAGAUACUCACUGCCUGGGCUGGUAUUACUGAUUUACAUCAAACUGACUAUCCAAUUGGUGUUGUUGUCCAUUGGAAUCAACAAGCGAAUCAAUUAUCUGUCUCAGGUGAUACUCGAACAAUACGUAUAUGGGAUUGUUAUUGUGAAUCAAGAUUAAGAGAUUUGAAUACUGGUGCAGACACCUCGGUAACAUGUCUUACUCAAAGUGGAGAUAAUCAUUUAAUCGCAGCUGGAUUCAAUGAUGGAGGAGUACGGGUUUGGGAUUUACGUGUACCAUCGAGUCAUAAUAAUGAUAAUCUUAUAUUCAAUAGUCAGGCUGAUUCAGAUCGGAUACAUAAAGUAAUGUUUUCACCGUUGAAUCGACUGUAUGCUAUAGGCGCUAUGGGUGGUGUUGGAGUGUGGCAGUUAUCCUCAUCAGCUGGUAGCAAUAACAUCACUAUGACAACUUCUACUACAACGAGUACUCCUACUGCUACUUGUGUGAGGAGUAACUAUGGUCGCACUAGGUGUAUAUCAACAGCGGUUACAUCACCACCACACUUUACCAAUGCUAUGGGUAUUCGUAGCGAUUCUUAUAAUAGUGGUAAUAGCAAUGCUACGACAUCUCGACGAUUUCGACGACUACCAUGUCCUCCACGAUUAUCUUUGCCAGCUAAUUCAUUUGUCAGUUGCGCUGAUUUACUGGUUGAUUUGUCCUCUCCACAUGCGCAUCUUGCAGUAGCUGGUUAUCGUGGUCAGUCAAGUAUUUCUCUGCAUCGUAUUCAAGAUGGAAGUUUACAUUCAUCUAUUAAACACUAUGGUCAUCUUAGUCGAGAGCAAUUCGGAACACCUACAUGUUGUACUUUCCAUCCGAAUGAGCUUCUAAUAGCCGCCGGUUUGGACGAUGGAUCCCUGCUACUGCUGAAUGUUCAGCAUGGACCAAGCAACAAGUAGAUGAUGGUGACUGUGAAUUAAUGACUGACAGUCAACGAUUAAUUUCUACAUCCUAAUUAUUUUCUAUUCUAAACCAUAUAUAUAUAUAUAUAUAUAACCUUGUUUUGUCUGUACAUAAAUCAGCAUAAUCAGGGGCUUUCCAUUCUAAUCUCCAUUGUGGUUUCGUUUUCAUCAUGAAAUGCAACGCAAAUUCUUCCUUCUCUGUCUGUCUUAAGGAGAAGAUCAUUAUAAUUGCGUCUAUAUGUUAGUAUAUAUUGAUAUCUGUUCGUAUUUUUCAAAUAUUUUCUAUGCUUCUUUUGAAAGCAAAAUCCAUCUUGAUAAAUAUGUUCAUCUUUCACAUUUGACAUGUACUGUUGUUUACUUCUUGUGUGUGUGUAUGUCUGUUUGUGCGUAUCUCAGCCUGUGUUUUGCUUAAUGCUCUUCACUGUCCAACCUAACGUACAAAUUAGUACUAGUCUUUCCGUAUCACCUUUUUUUCUUUUCUAUACACUACUCUCCAUUGAACAGCGAAACACGGAGACACACAUAUACAAGUGCAUUGAGGUACUUUGGAUCAAGUAUGUACAUCUUGAAUCUCUUCCUAAAUAAAGAUUGCAAUUUUUCAAAGAAAAUGAAGAGAUCAUGCCCAGUAUUCAUGAUACUGAUUACAACGGUAUAUUUUAUAUACUCUAAUGUACUUUUUCUCAUUCCUAUUUGCUUAAUCUUGUCCAUUUUCCUUUUAUUGCUUGACUUUCUACCUUGUUUCUUUCAGUUAUCUUUCUUCUGCCUAUCU